Molecule: messenger RNA, 3869 nt
Organism: Periophthalmus magnuspinnatus
Lineage: Eukaryota; Metazoa; Chordata; Actinopteri; Gobiiformes; Gobiidae
Gene: stra6l
Product: STRA6-like
Exons: 18
Coding region: 317-2242 (641 amino acids)
Biological process (GO): vitamin A import into cell
Cellular component (GO): plasma membrane
Molecular function (GO): signaling receptor activity; retinol transmembrane transporter activity
Source: RefSeq, a predicted model, not a curated record
CAUUAACACUAAUACAAUAAUCAUGUGACAAAAGACCUGUUGAGGUGAAUGUGCCUUAGGUUAUCUCACAUUUACACUGACAGUGUGGUCAAUGGAACAUGCUUGUACCACUAUGUAAUCCAGACAAACAGUGCACUCAAAGGGGAAGUGAAAAAUAGCAGCAGUUCAGAAAGUCAGACCGUGCACAGAAGGAAAAUAAUGACUCUGGAUCAAAGUUCACUUCAAAACCAGGAAAUGAGACUCUAAAUCUACUUCAUCUCUACAGUGGACUCACCUGACUUUAGACCAACACACUGACGCGCACCCAUCCAUCACGAUGCAGAACAAAGAGGAGCUUUUACCCAUAAUGGAGGAUUGUAAGAAUAACAUCUCGAUGGAGCUUUUCCUCCAUAUUUCUCUUUUACCAGCAGUGAUGAUUUUAGGAGUGCUCUCUUUUCUUCAGAAACGAGCCCAAAAACACUCCAUUGACCAUAAACUGCCCUUUUUAGAUGGACGAUUUGGGAUUGUGGUACCUUUGGAUACCAUUGGCAGCUUCAGUAACCGUUGGUCUUAUGGUUUUGCAUUUGGUGCUGUGUCCUCAAGUGUCCUGCUCCUCUUCUCUGACAGAUACAUCCCAUUUACUGUCCCGACCUGGGCCAGAGCUAUAGUGUAUUUGAUUGGAGCCAUAGAAGUGGGACUGGCCUAUUUUCCUUUCUUUGCCUGUUUAUCUACAAACUUUAGAGCGGUGGGUGCUGCACUGGGACUACUGUACUCAAUCUGCUGGAUUAUUGUCACGAUCUGGGAUACAUUCACUUGUCCUGAUGGCAAGGUUUUGGGUAGAUACCAAAAGCUGAUAAUCCAGUGGCCUUGCAUCCUUUCCCUACUUUUCCUGUUGGGACGUUUUGUGUAUAUUCUGGUGAAAGCCAUUCGGAUACACCUUAAGCUGGAGCAGGAGACAGAGGAGCUGAUGCACCUUAACCAAAUGCAGCAUGUUAAACGACUUUUUAGAAAAACACCUGAGGAAAUAAAACCACUAAAUUGGUUCCAGAGAAAGGUGUAUGAGUGGGACCCCCAUUUCAAGUUUCCCAACAGGCUCAUCGGCACCGCCAUUAUAUCACUUAUCGGUCUAUAUACGAUAACACUGGCAGAUUACAGUCUCAGUAAUGUGGCUUUUGGACAAAUUGACAGAUGGAAAGAAACACUGAAGAACGUGACUAUUUCAUGCAACAAAACUGAACCUUUUGCUGCUGUGAUUCCACAACUGGAGGAGUUUAUUGAUGUUUCAAGAAAGUGCUGGCUGGCAACUACUAUUUUUGCAAGUCUCAACUCAGUGGCUUAUGUCUGCCAUGUGCUUGCAUGUUACAGGAAACAAAUGAAGAGACUGUGGAAAGGGCAGAAGAAUUUUCUACCUGAUAAAUUUCACAAUCCUGGUUCAGCUAUCAGCGUGGCUUCAAUUGCGAGGUACUCAGGAUGGCAGAUUGCUUUUACACUAUGGGGUUAUCUGAUUGUUCAUUUUGUCCACUUCCUGUUUGCCUUGGCGUUUGUUUACAUCUUUGUUCUCCCCAUUCAACAUGGACAGAUCCUGACUUUGCUGAAGAACCUUGGAAUUAUACUGCUCACAAUCGGCAUUAUUAUAUUCUUUGUGAUCAUUCAAGUGGUGUUAGUGCAAAUAUUUUUCCUUCAAGACAAAAUGUCUCCAACUGAUAAACAGAAACCCAUUGCACUAAAUAACAGGAAGGCAUUCCACUGCUUCAACUACUUCUUCUUCUUCUAUAACGUGGUGAUGGGAAUCAGUAACUGCAUCGUCCGACUCUUAAACAGCGUGGUGGUGGGGACAUGGCUGGUGUCUCGCAUUGACCGAACCAUCAUGCAGAGAGGAUAUGAACAUAUGGACCCAGGUUACAGCACUUGGGUUGGAAUGAUCACUGCUGACCACUACCACACCAACCCAGUAAUGGUGUGCUUCUGUCAGCUGCUGGUCUCCCACACUCUGGAGAGACAAGGCUUAUCGGCAUACUCCGCAUUCAGCAACACACCAUCUGAUCCAUCGGUGAACAACAGGAGUCGCAGACGUUGGGCAUUAUAUUAUACUUUAUUGAGAAACCCACACCUGAUUCUACUGAGGAAACACCACCUCUCUACAACUUCAUGUUUAACUUUCUCCUGCACAGACACAGUGGUCAAGGCUGUGGUCCUGGCCUCUCAAACUCAGAGGAGUGGAGCUGAUAUACAUUCAGACUCUGCACCAGAGACAGACACAUGACACUCCACACCAGCAGCGCUAUAGGCAUUGUUUGUUCCUACAUUUUUCCGAAUUUAAUUUCUGAGGUUAUAGGAUAAAUGAAGAUACUUUUUGGAAAGCCUGAGACCCCAGAGACAAUGACAUGUGCUUUGAAAGUGUACGUAUGCAACUGCUUUGGUGUGUUCCCUGGACGUUUGCACACCAGUCCAAAAGGACCCCACUGAUUUAUAAAUAAGCAAUGGAUGUAAUAGGAAAAACAGCAAUAAUUGACAAUAAUUUCAGUUUCUUAAAUGGGGUAAUGGACACUUUUAAUCUGAACUUGGCAUGUUGCCAAGUCAUCUUUGCUGAUGUUAAUUUGUUAAUAAUGCAGUCUAUUUGCAGCAGACUGCAGUAUUUCACAAACUCACUCAUAAUAAUAAUAAUAAUAAUAAUAAUAAUAAUGUAUUGGAUUAAUAUAGGACCAUUCAAGACACCCUUAGUGCUUAUUAUUCAUUGACCCCUUAUUUACUCCAUAUACUGAUAAGAAAUGACCACUGCUAUAGUCAGCUACCCUGGACUUUCUUUUCUUUCUUUAUUAGUUUAUUUGACAGGGACAAUGUGCAAAAUCAUUAAAGAUGCUUUACACCAGAUUAUAGCUGAAGCUAGUUUCCAUCUGUAGUCCUUGAGCAGGUGAGAAAUACAAUAUAAACAUACUCACACACUACAAAUGAACAAUUAUUACACAAUAAAAUUUUACAAUAAAAUCUCACUAACACUAUAUAAUACCAAAUACCAUUCUUAAUGCUGACACUGCUGAUUCUCUAAUAAUAAUUUCUUAACAUUAAAUGAAAAGUUUUUCAUGUCAGAGGAAAGUUUCAGACUUUGUGGCAGUUUGUUCCAUUCUUUGAUGGCUUUGAAAGAAAAAGCUGUCUGAGCUUCGUUUAGGUAAUCUGCAGUCAUUGUGACUUGUGGACCUGGAGGAUCUGGCUGUUUGUUCAGAGCAGAGCUGCACAAAUUUUUUCACUGGAGGAGGCGCUGUGUUAUUUAAGAUUUUAAAGACUAAUCACACAUUUGAAUAGCUAAUUAAAUUGUCAAAGUUUAACAUGUUAUGUUGUGCAAAUAUUGGACAACGAUGAUAUCGCAGUGGCUUUUUGUCCAGUAUCUUAACAGCUUGAUUAUAUAAGGACUUUAAAGGUUUUGUUGUUGUUUCACAUGCUUGAGACCAACAAGAUAUACAAUAAUUAAUAUGUAAAAUAAUCAUUGCAUCUAGAUACACUUUUGCAGCCUCGUUGGUAAAUUUGUUUUCGAAUGUGUCUAAACACAGACAGACUAUAUUUUAAAGUAUUAGAAGGAAGUGAGGCUGUCAAUCUGCACCAUCCAACCACAUUGGCCCCAAUUCUGAUUUUAUCAAUAUUCAGUUUGUUUUGGCUGUCAAAGGCUUAUCACAACAAGACUUUCAAUAAAAAUAUAUCAGUGUAUUAUAUAGCCGUAUGUUGUAUGUUAAAUGUUGUAUGUUGUAUAGCAGUGGUCCCCAACCUUUUUAUCACCGCGGACCGGGGGGGGGGUUAAGUUAAUAGCAGAAUAAACCACGCUUACCGAUCAGGAACAGCAUCCAGUCCAUCAAAACAUAAGGUCCCUCUACUCCUCAGUCCACCAUGAGAUCUUCACU